This is a messenger RNA of Hypomesus transpacificus, 3378 nucleotides long. RefSeq names its product ATP-dependent 6-phosphofructokinase, platelet type-like. Gene Ontology annotation, biological process: fructose 6-phosphate metabolic process; fructose 1,6-bisphosphate metabolic process; canonical glycolysis. Bases 201 to 2561 code for a protein of 786 amino acids. The transcript has 22 exons. NCBI's taxonomy places the organism in Eukaryota, Metazoa, Chordata, Actinopteri, Osmeriformes, Osmeridae. The record is from RefSeq and is a predicted model, not a curated record. Gene Ontology annotation, molecular function: ATP binding; monosaccharide binding; 6-phosphofructokinase activity. Gene Ontology annotation, cellular component: cytoplasm; membrane; 6-phosphofructokinase complex.
GAUGGUGAGUAGUCGUGAGCGGUAGGAACAGGAGUGGAGUUGGGGCACUAGGAAGAGGGGGCGGUGACCAUUGCAGCAGUUUACUCUCCUAAUAAAAACUAAUACUCGAAUAACUUAUUAACGUUCCUUCGACAUCUUGUUUCGCUUUACAACUAACAUAAAGAAGCAUUAUACUUCGCGCCUAAGUGUGAGUUGGCAGCAUGGCGCAGCCGGACACCAAGAAAUUCUUCGAGAAUCUCUCCGGCGCUGGGAAAUCCAUCGCAGUUCUGACAAGUGGAGGAGAUGCCCAAGGAAUGAAUGCAGCUGUGCGGGCUGUUGUUCGUAUGGGUAUCUAUGUAGGAGCUAAAGUCUACUUCAUUCAUGAGGGUUACCAGGGAAUGGUGGAUGGUGGUGAUAACAUUGAGGAGGCAUCCUGGGAAAGUGUGUCCAGCAUGUUACAAGUGGGUGGCACGGUGAUCGGCAGUGCCCGUUGCAAGGAGUUCCGCUGCCAUGAGGGGCGCCUGAAGGCAGCGCACCAUUUGGUGCAGCGUGGCAUCACCAACCUGUGUGUGAUUGGAGGAGACGGCAGUCUGACCGGGGCUAACCUCUUCAGGGAGGAGUGGAGCGGCCUAUUGGAGGAGCUGAUUCAGCAGGGAAAGAUUGAUGAGGAAGCUGCCCAAACCCACUCUGAGCUGCACAUUGUGGGGAUGGUGGGCUCCAUCGAUAAUGACUUCUGUGGCACCGACAUGACCAUCGGGACGGACUCUGCCCUGCACAGAAUCAUCGAGGUGGUGGAUGCCAUCAUGACCACUGCACAGAGCCACCAGAGGACAUUUGUGUUGGAGGUCAUGGGCAGGCAUUGUGGGUACUUGGCUCUGGUGAGUGCUCUGGCCUGUGGGGCUGACUGGGUGCUGAUCCCGGAGAUGCCUCCUGGGGAUGGCUGGGAGGACCACAUGUGCCAGAAACUGUCUGAGAGUCGUUCCAGGGGGUCAAGGCUGAAUAUUAUCAUAGUGGCAGAAGGAGCCAUUGACAGGCAUGGAAAUGCUAUUACCUCAAAUUUUGUCAAGGAUCUUGUUGUAAAGUGUCUGGGCUUCGAUACCCGAGUCACCAUCCUGGGCCAUGUCCAGAGAGGAGGAACCCCUUCUGCCUUUGACAGAAUCCUGGCCAGUCGUAUGGGCGUGGAGGCUGUCCUGGCCCUGCUGGAGGCCUCUCCCACCACCCCUGCCUGUGUGGUGUCUCUGUGUGGGAACCAAGCUGUUCGCCUGCCCCUCAUGGAGUGUGUUCAGAUGACCCAAGAAGUUCAGAAAGCCAUGGAUGAGAAGAAGUUUGAGGAAGCUGUUAGACUGCGUGGCAGGAGCUUUGAAAACAACUUAAACACAUACAAGCUUCUUUCUUACCGGAAAGCAGACUCUGAACUUCCAAAUAGCACCUUCAAUGUGGCAGUGCUGAACGUGGGCGCCCCUGCUGCCGGGAUGAACGCUGCCGUUCGCUCGGCCGUGCGAGUGGGCAUCACCGAGGGCCACAAGAUGUUCGCCGUCAGCGAUGGGUUCGAAGGCUUCUACAAGGGACAGAUUAAGGAGAUUAAAUGGGGAGACGUAGGUGGCUGGACUGGCCAAGGAGGAUCCAUACUUGGGACAAAAAGAACCCUUCCAGCAAAGCAUACUGAGAAGAUCGCUGAGCAAAUGAGGAUACAUAAUAUCAAUGCACUACUCGUCAUUGGUGGAUUUGAGGCCUAUCUGGGACUGAUGGAGCUGUCCGCUGCCAGGGAGAAAUACAAUGAGUUCUGUGUCCCUAUGGUCAUGGUGCCGGCCACAGUCUCCAACAAUAUACCUGGCUCUGACCUCAGUAUUGGCGCAGACACGGCUCUGAAUGCCAUUACUGAUACCUGUGACCGCAUCAAGCAGUCAGCCAGUGGGACCAAGCGCCGUGUGUUCAUCAUUGAGACCAUGGGGGGCUACUGUGGCUACCUGGCCAGUGUGGGGGGGCUGGCUGCGGGGGCCGACGCUGUCUACAUUUAUGAGGAGCCCUUCGACAUCAGAGACCUGCAGUCCAACGUUGAGCACUUGACGGAGAAAAUGAAGACCAGCAUUCAGAGGGGCUUGGUGCUGAGGAACGAGAACUGCAAUGAGAACUUCACCACAGACUUCAUCUACCAGCUGUACUCGGAGGAGGGGAGAGGCGUGUUUGACUGCAGGAAGAACGUCCUCGGACACAUGCAGCAGGGAGGUGCACCCUCUCCAUUUGACCGGAACUUUGGAACCAAGAUUGCAGCCAAAGCCAUACAGUGGAUCUCAAGAAAGCUCAAGGAGUCCUACAAAGAAGGGAAGGUGUUCACUAACUCAGACGACACGGCCUGCCUGCUGGGCAUGCGGCGCAGAGCCUUGCUCUUCCAACCUGUGGUGCAGCUCAGAGACGAGACAGACUUUGUCCACAGGAUCCCUAAGGAGCAGUGGUGGCUGAAGCUGCGUCCUCUGAUGAAGAUCCUGGCCAAGUACAAGACCAGCUACGACGUCUCAGACUCUGGCCAGCUGGAACAUGUGACCCGCAUCCGUCCCAAAGAGAGCGACACCUCUGCCAUCUAAACCAGAACCAGGCCAGGCCCAGGGCCAGGGCAACCUUGAGGGAAGUCCCAGAGUGUGGAUUAAUGAGUUAGCCAGAUUGCACAUUUUCCAAUGUAGCUAGAAAUAUUGCACUAGUAGUACAUUAAGGACAGCCAUUGGGUAUUUGACUGUUACCUAACUACACCUACAACAACCUGCAUUCUAGCUUUCCCCCCAAAAAAGUAUAUCUGGCUGUUUUGAAUAGUUUUAUAAAAGUUGUCUGGCUAACUUAGCAGUCCUCCUUUGUGGAAAAACACCCCAAAAAAGACUGGCUUGUUUUAGGAAGGAGAGGAGUUGGCUCAAUCAGUGUAUCUUCUAGUGCUUUCUGUCCCACAGUGAUGUGCUCCCAAAAGCUGCUCAUAGGAACACCAGAGAAGUUUACUGUGAACAUAACACCCUGUCCCUACGCUGGUGAAAAUCUAAAUGACUUGAUAUGUGUGAGUAAGGCAGAAGAUUCCAACUAAACUCAGAAAGCUAGGGCUAACUGUUUUCCCGUCUUCUUACAGAAUACUUGGAUGUUUCGAUAUGCUUCCAGUAGGUGCUUGCUCUUGUUUAACCAUGACAUUUUCUCCUUUUGGCAAUAUCUCUGCCAUGAUCAGAAGGGAAGGCUAGUUGUGUGUCUCCAGUCACUUGAUGUGUGUGUGUGUGUGUGCUGUGAUGUCACUUGUUGCUAUUUGUGUCAAUCAUGGGCUUAUAUGUGGCAUUCACCAGUAAAGUAUACUAGAUAGGUUCAAGGCAAGGCAUUUGUGAACCCUAUUAUGCAAUAUAACCUUGUUUUAAUGUGUUGACUGCGGUGAGU